This is a messenger RNA of Trichoderma atroviride IMI 206040, 834 nucleotides long. RefSeq lists its product as uncharacterized. The record is from RefSeq and is a predicted model, not a curated record. NCBI's taxonomy places the organism in Eukaryota, Fungi, Ascomycota, Sordariomycetes, Hypocreales, Hypocreaceae.
AUGAGUUCCUGGUACUCCAACCUCGUCACAAAGACAUCCUCCCAAAUCUCCAACCUCCGCUCCACCCUCCUCUCCAGCGAGGCCGAUGGCGACACCGAAGACGACACCCACGUCUGCCGCGUCCUGCGCAACUACUACACCGAAAAGGGCCGCUCCUUUCCCAACUGGCUGCCCCCCGACCCCAGGGCUCCGCCGCCGCAGAUGACGCAGGCCGUCUACGCCCAGCCGCAGGUCGGGUCGCGGUACGGCGGGCUCGGCGGAUCGCAGCAGGCCGGCGGCAGUGGAGGAGGCGGGCUCAGCAGCCUCUGGGACAACGGCCCUGCGCAGCAGCAGCAGCCGCCGCAGGUGCCGCAGAGCUUGCGGGCGGGCAGGCCGGCGACGACACAGCCCGGGGGGGCUUCGAGGGAGGAGAUUCUCAGAUCGCAGGCGCCUCGCUCGGGGAGCUACUCUGGCCCUGGCGGUCCGGCUCCCGCUGCUGGCUCGGCGCAGGAUCGCUUGAAGCAGCGGCUUUGGGGGACGCGCACCACGAGCCCGUCUUCCGGGGGCAGCGGACCGUUCCAGCCACCACCCAAUGGAGGUUCAGCAGGCGGCGGUGGUGGUGGCCAUCAGUCUCAGGGCAGCUACGAGGACAGAUUCGCACCGGGAGGAACCUACGAUAAUGCCCGAGGCAGCGGUGGCGGCGGCGGCGGCUAUCAGCCUUUUGUAGGCUCAAACGCCCCUUGGUCUAGCGAUGGCGGUCCUUAUUCAGGAGGAGGAGGAGGAGGAGCAGCAGGAGGAGCUGCUAAUGGCGUCCGGAGAAAAGGCCUGCCCAGUGGUCCAAGAGGGUACAGAUGA